AUGAAUGUAUCAGGUUUAAAAGUCAAGCUAUACAGAAUGUUUUUAAAUGUCUACAAGCUUUUAAAUGAUUUGGUGAAGCUAGACUUUAGACUUGUUAAUAUCAAGAAUAUUAACUUGAAAUGUAUUCAUGACCUUACAAACAAGAUAUCUGAUGUUGAUAGAGAUAAUGAAGAUGACAGAGAUAAUGAGACUGACAGAAACAAUAGAGAUGACAGAAAUAAUAAAGAUGAUAAAGAUAAUAAAAAGAGCAAUUCUCAUGUUCUUGAGAAUACAGAGCACAAAAAGACCAGAAAAUAA
Coccidioides immitis RS is the source of this 297-nucleotide messenger RNA. RefSeq lists its product as uncharacterized. The transcript has 4 exons. The record is from RefSeq and is a predicted model, not a curated record. The coding region runs from base 1 to 297 and encodes 98 amino acids. Lineage: Eukaryota; Fungi; Ascomycota; Eurotiomycetes; Onygenales; Onygenaceae.